CCACAGUAGCAUGGUGACCAGGAGCCUGGGGCACCUUUCCACUCCCGAAAGAUUGUAAUGGCUCAGACUAAAAAAUUUGAAAAUUUAGAAGCAGAAGUACUAAUAAAAAAUUAGGUAUUAAUAAGUGUAAAGACCACUUUGGGACUUUGGCAAUUAACAAGUAAUAUAUAGACUUUUUCUUUGCUUGCAAAAUGACAAGGAACAAACUUGUUGCUCAAACAAAUUAAGACAUGUUUAACAUAUAGUUUUGUUUUCUUGAUGAUUAUUGAUUCUUGGAGGGUACUCAGUGCAGAUGUUUAUUUAAAACUUCUUGCCUGCCAAGAAACUAGUAAUGGAGGGUAAAGAAAAGAAGAAGAGCAAAAGAGAAGGAGCAGCCGAUAAUCUGGAGUUAUGGCCGGAUCUUCCCCAACAACUCAUCUACCUAAUAGCAAAAAAUCCAUCUCUAAUGGCACAUAUUUGUUCUAAAGUGACAAAGUCAUGGAGAGCAGAAGCAAGCAAGUGCAGAUCAAUCCCUGCAACACAUCUUGCACGUGACAUUUUAUUAUAUAUUUUUCGAUAUGGAAGUGAUUAUAAGCAGUCUCACAUCUUUAACUUGCCAACUAGAAGGGGCUUCAUCUGGUACCAAAAGAGACGUAAGCCUCCGCCUCUAGCGUACCAUUUUAUAGGAUGCACACAUGGUGUGUUAGUAGAGAAAGGUUACACCUUGUGGGAUCCAGUGAUGGAAGGACACUGGUGCAUCCCAUCAUGGGAUGCUAGGUUUCCAUUUUUAUGUGCUGCUUCGUCCUCGCGGCUGCAAGAACAUUAUUUUUGGGUUCUAAUUGUUGUAUGUCUGUCUCCCCAAGCAGAGUUGGAUGCAGGGGAAAUUGUGUUUAUUUUAGUCGUGGAAGUAUUCAUGGUUGGUGGGUUUAUGAAAUGGAUACAUGCACCAUGUCUAACAUUAAACAUAUCUCAUAUUUGGGUGAACCAACAGUAGAGGAAUAAGUUGUGUUAGAAAAUACUAAAGUUGUAUUAUGAGGUUAAUUAGUGAUGUAUUUUGUAUGAAUUGAAAUCAAAAUGUUCUGACUUUGACA
Molecule: messenger RNA, 1070 nt
Organism: Ricinus communis (castor bean)
Lineage: Eukaryota; Viridiplantae; Streptophyta; Magnoliopsida; Malpighiales; Euphorbiaceae
Exons: 2
Coding region: 332-973 (213 amino acids)
Source: RefSeq, a predicted model, not a curated record